AUGACGGAUGAGGCGGUUGUCAAGACCGAUCUCCUGAUCGUAGGGGCAGGCCCCGCUGGCGCCUCGCUCGCCUGCUUCCUUGCCGCUCAUGGUAGAAAAGGCAUUAUCAUUGCGGCGGCUCCCGGGACGGCAGAGACUCCGCGUGCUCAUAUUACGAACAUGGCUGGGCUGGAAUGUUUGCGGGAUAUCGGCCUCGAGCAGGACUGUCUCGAUGUUGCCACGCCCAGCCACAACAUGGCCCAUACCAGAUGGUGCCGCAGCAUGGCUGGGGAGGAAUUUGCGAGAGUCUACUCGUGGGGUCAUGACCCGAAGCACAAAGGUGACUACGAGGCAGCUAGCCCCUGUGACCAUGUCGACCUACCGCAGACACUCCUAGAGCCAAUCCUUACCAAGAGAGCCGUCCAUAAAGGCUGGUCGCUCCGGUUCAACACCAAACUGAUCAGCCUUACUCGGCCAUCGCCAGACCUCGUCAUAUCGGAGGUUCUUGACGAGGUGACUCAAAGGACGUACAAAAUCCAUUCUCGGUACUUGUUCGGAUGCGAUGGUGCUCGAAGCCGGGUCGUGCGGGAGCUUGACAUCCCUCUCAUCAAGAAGCCUGGCCAGGGGCUAGCGUUGAAUGUGUUGGUAAGAGCGGACAUGUCGCAUUUCAUUUCGAACCGCAUCGGCAACCUGCACUGGGUGUUCCGCCCCGAGGAAAUGAACACACCUGCUUGGGGGUGGGCCACCAUUGUGCGCAUGGUGCGGCCGUGGAAUGAGUGGAUGUUCAUCUUCCUCCCGGCCCCCGGCGCCGACCUCACCGCGGAUGCGAUGGACGCAACCAAUGAGGAGUAUCUAGCGAGGGUAAAGGAAUUCAUUGGCGACGACUCUGUGAAGGUCGAACUGCUACAUGCUAGCAAAUGGUGGAUUAAUGAAAUCGUGGCUGAGUACUACUCCGAUGGCAACAUUUUCUGCCUCGGCGACGCAGCGCAUCGUCAUCCGCCAUUCAACGGUCUCGGCUCUAAUACCUGCAUUCAAGAUGCCUUUAACCUCGCCUGGAAGAUUGACUAUGUCAUGUCCGGCAAGGCGGGGCCUAAACUGCUCGAGUCGUUUAACAAAGAGCGCCAGCCCGUCGGCGUCGAUAUCAUCACCCGGGCAAACCAAGGUCUCCGAGAUCACAGCCAGUGGCAAAAGACGAUGGGGAUUCUCGAAACUGACGAGGCAAAACGGCUCGAGAUCCUGGCCGAGUUCGACGACCAAGGGGAGAAGGGCCAGAAACGAAGGCGGGACUUCCAGGAGGCCAUUGAGAAUACCACCACCGAGUUCCACGGCCUGGGGAUCGAGAUGAACCAACGCUAUAACUCGGAUGCGGUGUACCUAGCCGACCAGGGCCCGCCACCAGUCCUGCCCGAAGGCGCGUGCAAGGUCAAGACGCACCAGAUCACGACGUACCCCGGCCGCCGCCUGCCGCACGUUUGGCUCAACACGCGGCUUCCCGCUCAGCCGAUCUCAACCAUUGAUCUGGCGGGACACGGUCGCUUUUGUUUGCUGACCGGCCCGGGGGGGCAACGGUGGAAGGACGCCGCUCGGUCUGUUUCUGUGGCCGUAGGGGUGGAAGUGGUCGCAUACUCGAUCGGCUGGAAGCAGGACUAUGAGGAUGUCUACUUUGACUGGGCCAAGAAGCGCGAGGUGGAUGAGAAUGGGUGCGUCUUGGUUCGCCCUGACAGAUUUGUAGCGUGGAGGUCGAGUGGCAUGAAUGCGGACCCGGAAAAGAAGCUCGAAGAGGUGAUGAGAAGCAUCCUCGCUUUGUAA
Messenger RNA from Chaetomium fimeti, 1788 nucleotides. Its product is annotated as FAD binding domain-containing protein. NCBI's taxonomy places the organism in Eukaryota, Fungi, Ascomycota, Sordariomycetes, Sordariales, Chaetomiaceae. The coding region runs from base 1 to 1788 and encodes 595 amino acids. The transcript is spliced from 5 exons. The record is from RefSeq and is a predicted model, not a curated record. Gene Ontology annotation, molecular function: oxidoreductase activity; FAD binding.